Molecule: messenger RNA, 6075 nt
Organism: Sceloporus undulatus (fence lizard)
Lineage: Eukaryota; Metazoa; Chordata; Lepidosauria; Squamata; Phrynosomatidae
Gene: CEP97
Product: centrosomal protein 97
Exons: 9
Coding region: 255-2498 (747 amino acids)
Molecular function (GO): protein binding
Source: RefSeq, a predicted model, not a curated record
GAAAAGUAUGGAAAUCUUCGUUUGACUCAAGUGAAUGACUUCAUUCCUUUUUAAACUUUUGUCUUUCCUCUGUUCUCAUAGGCUUGUUAGUUAAUUGGUCAGGCCAAGGUUUACAAAAAUUGGGACCCACUUUAUCCUGUGAUGCAGAUACGCAUACUUUGGUUCUCGAUAAAAAUGAAUUGGUUAAAUUGGAGCACCUGGAGAGCUGCAGGAACCUGGUACAGUUAUCAGUAGCAAACAAUCGGCUAGUGAGGAUGAUGGGCAUAGCAAAGCUGACUCAGCUUCGUGUAUUAAAUUUGCCUCACAACAGUAUUGGUUAUGUAGAAGGAUUGAAGGAUCUAGUGCACUUGGAAUGGCUAAACCUGGCAGGGAAUAAUUUAAAGACUCUAUUGCUGCAUGGAAAUAUUAUUACAUCAUUGCGGACAGCACCUGCUUACUUGCCACAGAGUCUAGCUAUUCUUUCUUUGGCAGAAAAUGAAAUCAGAGACUUGAAUGAGAUCUCUUUCUUAGCUUCUCUUCCCAAACUGGAGCAAUUAUCAAUUAUGAAUAAUCCCUGUGUGAUGGCCACACCUUCUAUCCCAGGAUUUGAUUAUCGACCAUAUAUUGUCAGUUGGUGUCUCAGUCUUAAAGUCCUUGAUGGCUAUGUGAUUUCUCAGAAAGAGAGCUUGAAAGCGGAAUGGCUUUAUAGUCAAGGAAAGGGAAGAUCAUUUCGACCAGGCCAGCACCUUCAGUUAGUACAGUAUUUAGCCAGUGUGUGUCCUCUUACUACUAUGUUUGGGCUUCAAACUGCUGAGGAUGCCAAACUGGAAAAAAUACUACAUAAACAAAGGUUGCACCAGAGGCAACUGAUGUACCAGAGUGAAGCUGAUGAGCCACCUGUAUCUUCAUCUCUGAACAAAGGUCUGCCUGCUACUAGUGACCCAAACAGUCCUGUCCAUCGGCCACAAAUAAUGACUGAAAGCGAACCUGUAAUCAAGAAGAAUACGUGGGUUGCAACAAAAUCUAAUGAUGACCAUUCCUAUGCAGUUAAGUAUGUGUCUCCAGCCUCAGUACAGGCUGAAAGAAGUGUUUCUAAGGAUCUUUAUCUGGAUGACAUACAAACUGAUGAAGACAAAUUGAACAGUAGUCUUCUGUCCUCUGAGUCGACUUUUAUGCCAGUUGCUUCAGGAUUGUCUCCAGUGUCUCCUAUUACAGCAGAGCUGAGGCUUCAUGGAAUAGAUAUUGAUAUGGAAGAUGUAGGGAUUGCUGACUUGGAGAUUAAUGAAGAAGAUAAAGAAAAAGAUAAAACCUCUGUUGUUCUUAGAGAAUGUGCCAUCAAAUCAGCAGAGGUUGUAAAAACCCAAAAGGAAGAUCACGAGAAAGGCACAUUGUCCACUUCUGGUUUAUCAAUGGCCACUGUCACUCUAUCUGCUGGUAUUAACAAUUGUCAAGCACCCUCUGAAGACCAUCUGGAACAUGACCUCAAGCAAUCAAGUACACCUGAAGAGAACUUGCUCAAAACUGUCACAUCUGCCAAACCUCUAGAACUGGCUCCUAAUGAAUCUGCUUUAAUUCAAAGGGAAAGUAUGCUUGAAGAAAUGAACAACGCAGCCAUCAAACUUCAAGCCCGUUGGAGAGGAUUUUAUACAAGGAACAACCAUCCCAGAGCCAAAGAAGUGCGUUAUGAAAUUAGACUCAGAAGAAUGCAAGAGCACAUUAUACAUUUAACUGAAGAAAUAAAACAAUUAAAGAAAGAAAAAGACGAAGAGAAGCUUCAAAGACUUGUGCAAGAGGAAGCAGUUAAAUUCCUUUGGGACCAGGUUAGAUCUAUCCAGAAGUGGCAGCUGUCAAUAAACCCACAUUUGACUGCUAUCUGGCAAUGUAAUAUUCCAACGUCAAGCAUUUCAGAUCCCUCCAAACUACCUAUGGAAUCCCCUGAGCUAAAUCAAAGGUCUUCCCCUGUUGACAGUUCAACAUGGCUAGUUUCAGCUGCUGAAGUUCCUCAUCUGAAAUUUGCAUCAGAAUUUCCUGACUCAGGCUUUCAUUCCUGUGUGACAGACCAAAAUUGCCUUAAUGAAUCACAAUGCUCUGAAGAAAAAUGGUCUGAGGUGAAUGACGCCUCUCCAGGGAGUUCUUUGGAAACAGUCAAACCAAGUGAAGAUUGCUUUCCAAGAUGCCCUUCAAAUAGUGAGGAAAUCCAGAUGGAACAUGGGGAAUGCAGUAAGGUUAGCUUCAAUAGUGAUCAGGACAAUAGUCUUCUCCAGCAGUAUUUAAAAUCAGUUGAGCAAUUAGAUAGAGCUGAUGACAAGACAAGUUGCAGUAGUGGAACAGAAAGUAGUAGACCUUGUACAGCUCUUUCAUCAGAAGACCAAAAUAUUGGAUGUAGCACCAUAUUGGGCUCCCAAGAGGUGCUUGCUUCAACACAAGAUGGAAUUGGUCAUGCAUCAGAAGUGGUAGAAGGAAAACAGACAGAUUGUGACACUUCAUUCCAGGCAUUUGCUGUUAGCAUACCUGUGUAGCAAUUAACACUUUUUGUUAUUUAUACAUGUUUUCUAUACUUUUGGGAAAGAAGAAAUGAGGGAGAUAUGUGCUCCUUUAUUGUUAGAACAAAUUUGCUUGUGAAUAGUUUUGCUAAUUCUAACCUUUAUCACUGUGUUAAAUUGUAACAAGUAAGGCUCACUAUGAUUAAUAUGAUGCACUUAUAUUUUAAAAUGUGAUUUAAACACUGACAGGUUUCUAUGAAAUAUAAUUUUGAAGAUUCUGAUUCCUUUUUGUAUUAUCUUUGUUGAACUAAGCCUUUACUCCCCCCAAAGACAAAGCAUACAUUCUUAUUAUGAUUCUCAUUUUAAUAAAGUAUAGGAAGAAAUUAAAAUAAUAUUUGUAAUGUAAGACAAAUAGGGAGACAAGGCAUUAACCGUCAAUGUUUGUUUUGGCCAACAGUUUGAAAAUAUAAGCUUACACUCAGGUACUAAACCAUAUCUUGGAUAUUUUACGUGUCAUCUUUACUACAUGUAUAUAUCAGAGCUUGGAAUGUUAAGUUUCAAAAGGAACUCAUUACUUGAUCACCCAACACAAAAUCACUGUUAAACUGCACUCCAAAGGUAACUCAUGUACAGUAUAUGGAUUUGCCAGAGCAUACAGGAAAAUUCACUCUGGUUCCCCCAAGUGGUCAAUUCAAAUAUUACACCUGGGAAAUUCUGAGAAAAAUGCAGGUAUUAAAAAGCAAUUCUUCCUAGCUGCAGUAUGAAACAGCCACUCAUGACCCUUCCUCCUCACAUUGCUCAGACUAAGUCAAGACACACCAAGUAAUGUAUAAAAAGUAGACAACUUGUUCCAGUCCACUGAAAAGUAGUGAACAACAGUUAUGGACAUGACAGGUAAGAACUAACUCAAUUCCAACUUGGUGUUGCAAAAAAGUAACUAAUUGCCAAUUUGAUCCAUUAGAAUAAAUUAGUUACAUCCUAACUCUAGUACAUUUCUUCUUUUAACACAAGAUUUACUACCCUAUAGCUACUUACCUGUACACAAAUCAUGCUUUUGCAGAACUCAGGGAAAGCUUUCUCUAAAGAUGAUGGAUGCAGCAGCAGAUUUCAAGGGCUAGAGAGGAAGAGUAGUCAUCCUCUAGCACUACAUUCCAGUGAUUGUUCCUCUUUUAUAACAGGGGGUUGCUGAUAAAAUAAUUUUUAUUGAUUAGAUAUCAACAUGGUCAGAGUUCUAAGGGUGCACCAACAAGCAUUGUAUAGCAUACUGUAUUAUUUUGGCAUAAGCCCCAUGGUCUUUCAGCAAGGAUGGGGUUAUAAAGAAUUUGUCAUGGUUCAUGUCCUUCUCAGUAGACAGUAGGAACACAAUGGGACAGUGUUUGAAGGUGCUUAGAACAAUUUGUUAUUAGACAAGAGACCCUUACUGCAUUAAGGUGACUCCUGGAUCUUGUGCUUUCCCAAGUGAUACCAUGCUGUCAUGGGAAAUUUUAAGUCCUCCUGUUCCAGUUGUAUAUAUUUUCCUCAUAUGUUACCCCAUGAAUUUCUACUUGUGACCUCCUUAGCAUAUGUUUUUGGUAUUCACUCUCAUCACUAAAGACUGUAUUUUUUCUAUUUAGGAGACUUCCAGAAUAGCCAAGGGGUUAACAGUUUUGCUGUAAUCCUAGAAAGAGGCAUUUUGUAAAAAUGCUCAUCACUUCAACUCGAACCUUAAUCUUCAGGUGUACCACUAUUGUUUUAUGGGAAUUCAAUGUUUUAUGCUGUGAUCUUGUAUUAGAAAAACAAAGAUGAGUUAAGAGGGCUCAAUUGGAGACUUGCUCAAGGGGUCUUUAACCCUUAUUACAGCUGCCUUUGUUCAAGAUAACCCGUUAUGUUCUUAUGCUACAGCCAUUACUUCUUCACUCAUUCUUCUCUCAUUUUGAAAUGUCUUAGAAUUAUGAGUACUUUUUUUUAGUAUGUGUAGAUUAUAGUCCAUUGCUAGUUCUUAAAAUAAAAUUAAUCCCUUUAAAGCAGCACCACAUAAGUCUAUUAUGUAGAUAAGUUGUUAAUUGAUUGCUGUUCUAUGCUUAGAGUGAGAUGGCUAAGCACAAAAAAGAACAAUUCAGACAGUUUUUAAAGGUUCCAUUAAUUUCAUUGGGAGAGUUCCUUUAAGUAUGUGAUUACUGUAACUUUCACCCUUCAAAAUUCAUAAUUCAAUAAGAUUAAUUUUGACUGUUGCUUAAACUCUGUACAAUUAUUUUUAUAUAAUGAAACACCUCUUUUGAUGAUUAACAAAUGGACUAAGCACAUCUGCCUUCUAGUUAAGCUUGAUAAACUUGUCUUCCAUUCCCACAGAAAUCAAAUGAGAGUUCAAAGACAACAUUAGAUGGUUGGAGAGUUGCAGACAGCAGAAUGGUUGAGUAAAAAUGCUGACAGAACAUUGAAACAGAAUUAUAAACAAUUUGCUGCUGUGGCUAAAAUACUGUACAGCUGAAAGGAGCUGAUGAGAUUGUGUGAGAAUUGUUGUUUCUUUAAUUUGAUGUAGUAUGGAGGCAUGCCUGGCUAGAUGGUGUAGCAACGUGCUGUUUUAAUAUAGCCACAAGAAGAUACAGUGCCAUAGGAGAGCUGAUGCUACAGGAAAACCACAUUUUCAAAUAAGCUUCAGGAUUUCCAUAGUUUUUAUCUCUGAUAAUGGAGCUUAAAAAGUCAUGCUGAAAGGCUCUUUUUUUACAAAUCCAUAUGUACUUAAUACAAGCGUUUUGUUUACACUCAUCUUGGCAUGUAAGAACCAAAAUGCUUUUAAUAUAUGAAGAAGUGCACCAUAUAAAUACCAAUGUGUACCCUUCACAACUUUGCUAUACCAAACAGUACUGCUCGGUAUGCUUUGCUUGCAUAGAAUGUAGGCUGUACAGUAGUUACAAUACAAAAGCUUUAAUCACCUUUUGCAGAGCUAACUAAUUUGUAUGUAUAUACGUAAACAUGCAAAAAAAGUUGUGGCAUUACAUAGAGUAACUAUUAAGAAAAAGCUUCUGUCAUGGGGGAAGGAAGAGUAGGUUGGAGAGUGUUCAAACAAACACAGCAAACAACUUGUUAAUUGGUUCUUUUUGGUCUGUUACUGGAUUCUUAAAGUAUCUGUGUUUAAGAGAGAAAGAAUUAUUUGCUGUCUUUUUCUUUAAAAAAUCAAAAUACUUUUCUUAUAUAAAUGUGAAUGGUGUGUGUAUAUCUUGCUGUAGGAGGCCAAAGAAGGAACAGCAAGGGGAAUAGGAGCAUUUUUCAAGCAGUUUAUAAACUGCCACCUAUAGGCUAAAUCCAACAUAAUUAGGUCAGUUUAAGUGAAUAAAUAGUUCUUGUUAGUCACAACUAGCAAAGUCCUAUUGAGUCUCAAGAUCACAAGGUAAUUAAUUUUGCUUGUAAAAGUAAAAUGGGAAAGUGAGGUGCUAUGGUCCCAUUGCAGUGCUGCAUAGAUCAUGUGCUACUGCAGGUGCUUCUCUCUCAUAAACUCCCCUUUCAUCAUAAGGCCACACUCUGGAAAAUGCUGGCCUCUUUUUUAAAUUGUGAAUUAAAAAUAUUUUUUGAAAUCAUUUUCAUGUAAACAGCCUUGGGUGUUGGACUACAACUCAGGAGCCCAGCGUACAGGUUC